UUUCUUCCGCCUUCUGGUAGGGGGAGAAAAAAAAGAUCUCUGUAUCGAUGGACAUGGAAGUAAUAUCACGAGAAGCUAUUAAACCCUCUUCUCCUACUCCUCCUCAUCUCAGAAUCUAUCCUCUUUCGUUUAUAGAUCAUGUCUUUUUCAGUCACUAUGUUCCAGUAGUUUACUUUUUCGAGCCAACCAAUACUGAAGAAAGAUCUGAUGAAGUGGUCAAGAAAUCCUUAUCUCAAGUUCUUGCGUUGUACUAUCCACUUGCCGGUAGAAUCAGAGAUCGAGCUUCCAUAGAAUGCAACGACGAGGGUGCAACCUUAUUAGUCACUCAUAUCAAAUGCGAUUUAUCAGGUUUUCUUCGAAACCCAUUAAAGGAAGAACAUCUCAAUAUGUUAUUCCCUGACGAAUUGCCUUGGAAGAAAGUGGAUCCUCGUGGCCCAUUGUUCGCUGUUCAAGUCAACCAUUUUGUCUGUAGAGGAAUGGCUAUCAGUGUGUGUGUCUCUCACAAAGUGGCCGAUGGCAAUACGAUCUUUAACUUCGUCCAAGACUGGGCCACCAUUACCAGAAAAUUUGAAUCUUCUGAUGACAAGAAAGAAGGAGAAGAAACAGUAAUCAUCCCACGAUUUGAUGUAGCGUCAAUAUUCCCACUUGGAGAUUUACCAUCUUACCCAGAGCUUGAUAUUCCUAAAGACAAUAUUAUAUGCAAAAGAUUCAUACUUGAUGCCUCAUUGAUUCAAUCCCCCAAGGCCAUGAUAUCUCAGAAAGUAAAAAAUCCCACACGCGUGCAAGUUGCGAGUGCUCUUCUUUACAAAUCCGCAGUUUCAGCUUUAAGUUCAUCUUUCAAAUCACCGAUCAACCAACCCACAAGGCUUUGCUCAUGGGCAAAUCUUCGGACAAGAAUGUCUCCUCCAGUAUAUGAGAAGACCAUAGGAAACCUGAUUUAGUAUUUCUCAGUAUCCGUUACGAAGGAAGAAGAAUUGAGUGAGUUGGUCUGCAAAAUGCAGCAUUCUUUGACUGAGUUUUGUGAUACUUAUGUUGAUCGCCUUGGGAGAAAGGACAAGUCAUUCAUCUCGGAGAUUUUGCAAGAAGCAACUAGUUGGGACCCAGAUAAUAGCAAUAUGGUUAAUGUUGAGAUUACGAGUUGGUGCAGGUUUCCACUUUACGACGCAGAUUUUGGGCGGGGGAAACCGAUAUGGGUGACCACUACUUCUUACCCACAAAGGAAUAGCAUGUUUCUUACAGAUUCAAGAGAUGGUGAAGGGAUUGAAGUGCUUGUUAACAUGGAAAAAAAAUGAGAUGGCCUUGCUUGAGCGUGAUGUGCUUCAAUAUGCUUCGGUUUCUCCUGAUGGUGUAUAACUAAUUAUAUGUGUUGAAUGUUUGUUUCAUUGAAGAGGUUGCUGAGGAUUGUUGUGCGUUGUUUUGUUGUUUAAAUUUUAUUAUCAUUAUCUUGUAUUUUAAUUAACGUCCCUUCUAGGUUGAUACUCUAUGUAAAGCCCAUAAAAGCCUGGGGUUAGUGUUGGUUGUUUAUGUUUAAUAAGCAUUUGAUUUUAUUGGAUUUAUUGCUAAAAUAUUAGA
Molecule: messenger RNA, 1572 nt
Organism: Prosopis cineraria
Lineage: Eukaryota; Viridiplantae; Streptophyta; Magnoliopsida; Fabales; Fabaceae
Product: acyltransferase Pun1-like
Exons: 1
Coding region: 48-941 (297 amino acids)
Source: RefSeq, a predicted model, not a curated record